AUGGCAUUUAUGUUGGCAAUUCUGUGCUGCACCUUUUCUGCGUUGGGCUCAUUUCUCUUCGGUUAUGAUUCCGGUAUCAUAUCUUCUAGUGUAGCUCAAGAAGACUUUCGCCGUCGCUUUGAAAAUUCUUUGAGUGACCCAGCUGUUGGCGGGAUUAUUGCUUCGUUCACAGGAGGUGCCAUGAUUGGAUCCGCGGCUGUAUCAUUAAUAUCCGACACCUUUGGGAGGAGAAAUGCGCUGCUUGCUGGGGGCAUAUUAGCCGCGUGUGGAGCUGCUCUUCAAGGGGGAGCAAUUUCCAUUGCCAUGCUCAUAGCCGGCCGAUUUAUUGCAGGUUUGGCAAUCGGACUCCUCUCCGCCACAGUUCCUGUUUACUGCUCCGAGGUCGCGCCAUUCCGGAUACGAGGCCUUUUGGCCGGAAUGCAACAGUGGAUGAUAGGAUGGGGAUUCGUGGUCGCCCAAUGGGUUGGCUACGGCUGCUCUCUAAUAACUGGUUCUUUCUCGUGGCGAUUCCCACUCUCGUUCCAGGCGGUGCCAGCUGUUUUUCUAGUGGCUGCGACUGCCUUCCUCCCCGAAAGCCCACGCUGGCUUAUCGAACAAGAAAAGCUGGCCGAAGGCCAUGGGGUCCUUCGUCGUCUCCGGGCGAGCCAUGAUGAUCCCCGCUCUCUCGAAGCCGAAUUCCUGCAGAUCCAAAGAGGUAUUGCCCGAGACCGGCGCUCAGUGGUGAAAUCCUGGCCUGAGCUCCUUCGAUGCCCUGGCUGGCGUCGCCGUCUCCUCCUGGGUGCCACAAUUCAAGCAUCCACCCAAUGCUCCGGCAUCAAUGUAAUCAACUACUAUGGGCCACACAUCUACGCUGCCCUCGGCUUCGAGACAUCCCGCUCCCUUAUGAUAAUCGGAGUCUCUGGUGCCUUAGCACAAGCAUGGAACACCCUUUGUCUCCUCGUCCUUGAUCGUAUUGGGCGGCGGACACUUCUGAUUCCAUCCCUCAUCGGAAUGGGCGCAACUCUCUGCGUCGAAGCAACCCUUUUUGAAUUUUUCAACCCAGAGACUUCACGAAAUGCUAACGCACUGCGCGCACAAGUAGCUAUGUACUUUGUAUUCUCGUUAUUCUUCACGUCCCUGGGGGUGAUAUCGUGGAUUUAUCCCUCUGAAAUCUUCCCGACAGCGAUCAGGGCGCGCGGAACGUCUGUGUCCACGUUUGUCAACUGGAGCCUGAAUCUAGUUUUUGCGCAGUGUUCGCCGAUUGCGCUGUCGCGAUUGAAAUACCGGUAUUUCUACUGUUUUAUGGCGUUCAACUGGGUUGGUGCAGUGAUAGUGUGGAUAUUCUUCCCAGAGACACUAGGAAAGACGUUGGAAGGGGUUGAAGAAGUUUUUGAGGGACAACAAAAUAAUGAUGAUACUGCUUUGGAAGCCCACUCAUGUACUGAAAAGGGUAACAGGAUAAUGUCGGAGAGGAAACGUAUCGAUUCAUUGUGA
Coccidioides immitis RS is the source of this 1473-nucleotide messenger RNA. RefSeq names its product sugar porter (SP) family MFS transporter. Gene Ontology annotation, cellular component: membrane. The transcript has 4 exons. Gene Ontology annotation, molecular function: carbohydrate:proton symporter activity. Bases 1 to 1473 code for a protein of 490 amino acids. The record is from RefSeq and is a predicted model, not a curated record. Gene Ontology annotation, biological process: carbohydrate transport; transmembrane transport. Lineage: Eukaryota; Fungi; Ascomycota; Eurotiomycetes; Onygenales; Onygenaceae.